Messenger RNA from Lichtheimia ornata, 1134 nucleotides. RefSeq lists its product as uncharacterized. The transcript has a single exon. NCBI's taxonomy places the organism in Eukaryota, Fungi, Mucoromycota, Mucoromycetes, Mucorales, Lichtheimiaceae. Gene Ontology annotation, molecular function: nucleic acid binding. The coding region runs from base 1 to 1134 and encodes 377 amino acids. Gene Ontology annotation, biological process: DNA integration. The record is from RefSeq and is a predicted model, not a curated record.
AUGCAGAAAGAAGCCGUAGAGCUUGUACGCAAAUGCCAUGAGUGUCAAAUUCAUAAUAUCGUACGACAUGGAUACCAUCCAUUACGUCCUAUUCAUGCUUAUAUACCCGGUGAUCAAUGGGCGAUAGACCUUGCAGGCCCAUUCCACACCUCAUAUCUCGGUAAUAGUUAUAUUCUAGUAAUGGUCGACGUAUGCACCCGCUUCUGCAUUAUACGUCCUAUACCCGAUAAGCAAUCCGAUACCAUAGUAAGAGAACUCAUUACCCAAUUUUCUACAUUCGGCUUUCCACGAUACCUCCAAAGUGACAAUGGAACCGAAUUCGUUAAUACCCUUAUAAAGAAGCUUUCCGAAGCUGCCGGAUUUGAUCAUCGUCUAACAACCCCUUACCAUCCACGUGCCAAUGGCGUCGCCGAACGCUACGUACAAACAACUGUGCGCACUUUGAAGAAAUCUAUCCAUGGUGCCACCAAAGAUUGGGACAUCUUCAUACCCGCUGUACAGCUAGCCAUAAACGCGAAAAUUACUAAACGUCAUGAUACCGCUCCUUUUAAUUUAAUGUUCGCACGCAAAGUUAAUGCUUUUAGAGAUUACAGAGAUGAAAAAGGUUUAGAACCUAUAACGUCUAAAGAAUGGAAGAAAAGAAUGAAUGAUAUGGAAAGGAUUGUAUUUCCUGCUAUAAGUGAAAGAGUCCAAGCCGUCAUAAAAGCACAAAAAGAUCAAUUCGAUCGUAAGCACUACCUUGUUGAAUUCAAAGAGAAUGAUGUUGUAAAUGUGAAAGUCCGUGACCGAUCUGGUAAGCUCGAUAGCACCAGCUAUGACGGUCCUUAUACCAUUGUGCGACAAACCAAAGGAGGAACGUAUGUACUUCGUAAUGCUAAUGGCGACAUUGAACCUCGCAACUAUCCACCAUCCGUAUUAAAAUUGAUAUCCCAUGAUAAUGUUAUACCCUGCGACGAGCUUUAUGUCAUUGACAGAAUCGUUGCACAUAAAGAAAUAAGACCUGGUGUCUAUAAAUACAAAGUACGAUGGAAGGGAUACAAUGAAGAUGAUGAUACCUGGGAACCUGAAGAGAACUUUACACAAAGGCAGACCAUUCUUGAUUAUUGGAAACAGCUAGGCCAACAGCCUAAGUAA